Cladocopium goreaui is the source of this 4440-nucleotide messenger RNA. Lineage: Eukaryota; Dinophyceae; Suessiales; Symbiodiniaceae. The record is from the annotation of a GenBank genome assembly.
AUGAUCUUUCCAAGGGAAGCCGAGUACCCACAGGGAUUAUGUGAGGCUUAUUCCGAAGGAGCGGCCGUGGAUCUUGGGCUGGACCACCACGUCCAAGCUGCCCACCUGGAAGCCCGUGGUGACGCCAUCCAUAAGGAGCUGGCCGCCUACCACCGCUGCGGUGACCCAGAGCUGCGGGACAAAAUGGCCAACCAAAUCCUGGCCAUUGAAAACAUGAUGACCCCCGGGCAGGAAGCAAAGCACCUUGCCUGGUUGCUGGCACAGGGUCAUUAUCGGGGAUCCGAUGUGAGGCUCUCCCUCGAGCACUGCGGGGCAAAGCAUCUGGUCCCGUAUCCUGCCAUGCGAUGGUUAUGGAGAGAGACUUUAUCCUUCAAGUGGAAGGCCGAGGCACAUAUCAAUGCGCUGGAAGCACAGGCGCUUCUGUCACAUGUGCGCCGAAUGCUACGAGAAGGCACCUUUCGCAGCUGCCGGGUGCUUAUCGUGAUUGAUAGCCAGGAGGUGAUGUCAUUGCAGUUUGCAGGUCUGAGGGAAUCUACGGUGCGAAGUUAUCGGCGAGCUCUACAAAAAUUCUUUAAUUGGGUAGAUGAGGAGGAUGAAACUUUUCCAACCACCUUCAGAGGUUUGGACAGGUUGCUGAGUCGCUACCUCGAACAUAUGUGGUUGGAUGACGAGCCCAUUACCUACGCUGGGCAUCUUUUGAGCGGCCUUCGUCGCUACCUACCCGAAUCGAGGUGGCGCACUCCCAGGGCCAAGCAAUACUUUUCAAACUGGCAGUCAGUGCAUGUGGCCCAUCAGGCUGCCCCCUUGCCCGCUGAAGCGGUGAUGGCCCUAGCGGGGUUGGUGGUGGCUACCGACCAACCACAACUGGCCACGGUUUUUCUCCUAGGCUAUCUGGCCUUUCUCCGAACGGGAGAAAUGGUAAACUUGUCCACUGCUAAAAUAGCAGUGGACUCUGAAAGAGGACGCACCUUGAUAGCGCUGCCAGGCACAAAAACUUCUCGCCGGCGAGAGGAGACUGUGUGCGUUUCUGAUGAUCGGGUGGUUUCACUUCCUUUUGGCAUAGUUCCGCCAGAAGUUUUCGGGUGCUUCGUACUGGAGAAUGUGGAAGGCAUCAAGUCUGAGAGCUUCCCCGGCGGUCGUGGCAUUGACGAAGUGCUGAGGCAAAAGGGCAGUCGCGGGAUUUUCUAUGUCUAUCAUCCGGCUGUCCCCGCAGCUGCCAGACGCCUGAGAGAAUCGGUUCCCACCUUCAAAAUUCGGAUUUACGACAUGAACUCGCAGGACGCCUGCGGGGUCAGCAUCCGGAUGGCUCAACCACCGGCGCAGUUCCCUCACAAGGACUACUCACUGCCCCAAAGCAGGGCACGAGUGUACAUUGUGGGGGUGCACAAAUCCUUGGAAGUGCGAGGGCGCUCCUUCUGCACGCCGUUUGGGGGCCUGGAAGCCAUGAGACACCUGGAUGGUUUCGGCCUGGCCCCUUGUGUCGCUUCCUUGUCGCGUCAGCGCCGCUGGGCCGCCGCCCUGGAGGUUUCGCACCAGGCGCGGCAGGCGAACGUGGGACACAACGUGUUUCUGGCCAGCGCCUGUCUCAAUGCAGCAGGUGGAAAGAGCUGGCAGCUGGCAAUUCAACUGUUGGAGGACGUUGUCACCUGGCGCCUGCGCCCGGAUGCGCACGUCUUCGCCUCCCUGAGCUCCUGCUGUGCCCAGGGAAAGCAGUGGAUCCAGGCGCAGGCGCUGCUGGUGCAGCAGCUCCGCCAGCUGCUGCAGCUGACCUCGGUGGCGCGGAACGUGCUGGCAGCCGUGGUGCGGUGGAGGGAGGCUAUGAGGCUGGUCGACUACGAGGAACCAAUGCCAGACCAGAUCUUGAGUCUCGUUUCCAGUCUGAGCACUUCCAACUGCUGGCGCCGCUGCCUUCCGCUGCCAAGCUCACGCGACUGCCGAAAUCGCGGCUCCAAGGAGCUGGCAGCGAUUAAUGCUAUCGCCAGCUGCUGUGUGCAGACUUCCCAGUGGCGAGAAGCAUUGCGCAUCAUUGUGGAGUGCCAAGGGGUCCAAAAAGUGGACACCAUUGGCCUCAACAUCGCCAUCUGUGCAGAUGGCUUCAACGUCUUGGGCUGGCAGAGGGCAACAGGAACUCUGCAGACAAUGUCUCUGCAGCGAACAGAUGCCAGCAUCGCGUCCUACAACACGCUGCUGGCGCAGCACGCUGCGGCAGAAGAAUGGCAGCAAGGGCUGCGGCUGCUGGCGACGAAGGAGGUUGAUGCUUUGUCAUUCAGCAGCAGCAUGUCAGCAUGUCAGAGAGCCCUGCAGUGGAGUAAGGUGCUCACGUUGCUACGCAGGAUGGCCAGCUGGGCCCAACAGUGUGACCUCGUCUGCCUGAACAGCGCCGUGGCGGCAGCGCCCUGGCGGAGCGCGGUGAUGAUGGGAAGUGCCGAGAGAAGGUUACCCUUAGACGAGAUCACUUAUAGUGAGACCUUGACUCUCUGCGCAUCUGCCAAGCAGUGGCUGGUGGCUGAAGUCUUGUUGGCACAGAUGCCGCUGGAAGCUUUCCCCGAGACCCUGCAAGCCGAUUGGUGGUGCUUCAUUCCAGUGCUGCAGUCCUUCGCUGGGAAGCCACUGUGGCUGAAGGCUCUGGCCCUGGCGCAGCACCUGAGUCCUUCGGUCCUGGUGCAGCUGUCUGUGGUGGACGCGGCGGAAGGAACCACGGGAGGUUUCCCGCCGCUACUGGACUCUUUGGCCUCCGCGACGUUGCGCCGUUUCCUUUUCGAAAAACGUAUCUUUGAUAUCCCGAGACAGCAAUUUCUGGAUGCUGACAUCAUCAAUCACGGACGUAGGAAGGCUGUCCAUAACCCUGACAGCACCUGGCAUACUCCGGUGGCCCGUGCCUUGUGCGCCAGUGGGGGAGGCUCUCGGGCCCUGAGCUACACCAUGGGCGUCUACCGGGGCCUCAAUGAGCUGAAUCUCAUCCCCAAACUGGAUGCGAUCAGCUCAGUUUCUGGUGGUACCUGGUGUUCCUCCAUCUUCAUGUUCGCCAAGAGCUACAAGGGCAACGACGUCACCACUGUGGACUUGGUGGGGGCCGACACCACCCCGGCACUCCUCACCAUGUCGGAGCUCUCCAAAGCACCGGGCGCCAUUGCCUCGGGCAUUGUCAUGGGCGAUUCGGACAAAAUCUUGGCCGAAUCGGGCAUCGAAUUCGUGGGCCGAGAGUACGAGGUUUGGCCUCAUGUGAUGUCGCGCUGGUUGCUGCGAAACUUUGAUGCGCUGAAAGAGAUGAAGUCCUACAUGGCCUUGGAUGAUGAGGCAGUGAGUCGCAUCAAGACUGCAAACCCUCAGCUGGAGAAGAAAACCUUCGUAACGCCGCGCUCAGACCGACCAAAUAUGUACAUCAUGUGCGGCACCGUUUUGUCACCGUUGAACUACUUGGCGAGCAACAGCAAUGCGGUGUCCUUUCAACAAAUGCCCGACUACAUCGGCAGCCCCUUCUAUCCCAAUGAUCAGCAAGUGAAGUAUCAGAAAGCCGCCUUCUGUGGAUGUGAUGAAAACCUCUACAAGUGUUGUAAAACAACGCGCACAGUUGGCGGAGGUUUCGUGGAAUCCUUCGCCUUCGGCGGCGAGGCGCCCAAAAAGCAAAGCGGCGGCGAGGGCAUCGCGGUGGGCGAACCGGAGGCGCCCUGGGCCUUGCCCUAUGCCGUGGGGACUAGUAGCUGGGCACCAGGAGGCAUGGAGAACGCCAGCCACAUUGCCGGAGACAUUGGCAACAUCCGCUCGAAGUAUUGGCCGGUGACCUCUCCGAUCUUGCCGAAACCGCAAGCCGCCACGACCUACGAACUAGGUGAUGGUGGUCUCAUUGACAACUCGGGGAUGAUGGCGCUGUUGCAACGGAAAGCCCCAAAGAUCGUCUGGGUGGCCAGUUGCUUCACCAGCUUCAGCACCAGCUACGACUGGGCCAAUGCUACGCCGGAGAACUUCAACCCCGCGAGCGCAGGGGUGGUCGAUCAGCUUUAUGUCUUGUUUGGGUACAACACAACUUCGGAAGGCUACUAUUAUGCCAAUGACCAAGUCUUCGACCAAAGCCUAUGUUUUGAGACCUGUAAAGAGCUGCACGACCUGCAACUGGCAGGAAAACCUGCAGUCUUGAAGAAGAAGUUCACCGUACUCCAGAACAACUGGUGGGGCAUCGUUGGCGGCUGGGAGGUGGAGUGGGUUGUUUUGUACUUAGCAAAGUCCACGAACUUCGAAAGUCAGUUACCAGAAGAGACGCAGAGCAAAAUCAACGAAGGAGACAGUGGUCCUUUUGCCAAUUUUCCAAUCUACAAGACAGAGAUGCAGAAUGGCGCCGGAGACGCCAUCGGCCUCACCACGGAGCAGGUGAAUUUGUUGGCUGCGCAAGGUGAGUGGUCGGUGCUGGAAAACGCUCCCCUUUUCACUGAACUUUUGAGCUGA